AUGAACACCCCACAGCAGUAUCAACGACCAGCCGGACCCCUACCCGAACCCCAUCUACCACUUCGUAAAGCUUCAGCUCAGCGACUACAGCAAAGACAUGCACCGACACCGAUCUUUGCACACUCGCACCACCAAGUCCGUGGCUUCAAUCCUGCGCCAGUGCAACCACUACCUCAUAUUGAUGCUGUGUCAGCAAGCUCCGAGCAUGCCUUUGCUGGACGAGAUGUGAGAAGACCUUCGAAGCUGCCAUUGGGUAGCUUGGUGCUACGACAAGGUCAAGACCUUCAUCACCUGCCUUCACGAGACAGCGACACGAGUAGCAGCGGACCGUCGAGAGAGCUGGCGCGACCACCUUCUUCACCACUUCUGCCACCACCAAUGUCGCCUGGACAGAGAUCGACCAAAAGCUUGAGGAGCUCGAGAUCGCUGGGAGAGGGACUGAAGGGCAUUAGGCAGCGGAUCUCGAGCGGCAAGAGCAUAAGAACGAAUGGCAGAGCGACCCCGGACUCCAUACCUACACCGCCCAGCUUACCCGACGGAGAGCCUAGGCAGUCCUUUCGCUCGGCAUUGACCAGUCACUCGAGCUACAUGAACAGCAGCAGCAUUAAUACGGAUCUUAGCAGUUUGCGAGAUGCAGAUAGUUCUACGAGUGACUUUGUCCAUGUAUACCCGGAAUGGCCUGCGACGGAGGAGGGCAGAGGGAGUAUGACAGUGGAUGAUGCGAUCGGGAUGUAUGUAGAUGGAUUCGAGAGUGCAAAGGAGAGUAUGGAUACGACGAGGAAACAAUCACUGCAGGUGGACAGGCUACCCACUAAGCGCAGCAUGGAUCUCCACGGGAAGAGGUCGCUACAGAUCGAUAGGCCUGUAUCGCAACCAUCGAAAGUGGAGAACACGAAACGACCGAACCUCUCUCACCGCCGCAGUCAAAGUGCGAGUCUACUCAACCAGUGGACGAAUCCAGGCCUAAAGGUACCACAGCCGGAGAGUCGGCCUUCUUCGGCCAGCAUCAUCGAUGGCACAGCAUUGCCUCCGGAGCCAUCCGCACAGCCGACCACAGGGCCGGCUCUACAUUCAGUAGUUCCGCGAGACCGCUAUGGCUUUAAGAAGGCAUCUCCCUACAUCACAGUCGACCAGUACGAUGCCUGGGACGCUGUAUACAGCAAGCACAUCGAGCGCCGAACCAAGAAAUGGCAGAUCCUGAUGCAAUCAUAUGGACUCACCGUUGACCGACCACUUCGCUUCCCACCGAAAAGUGACAAGAUCAAGAGAUAUGUCCGGAAAGGCAUACCGCCGGAAAUGCGUGGAGCAGCUUGGUUCUGGUAUGCUGGUGGGCCUGGCAGGCUGGUGAAAGAACCAGGGCUUUAUGCGAACUUGCUGCAGCAGGUCGAGGAUGGUCAACUGAGUGAUAAUGAUCGCGAGCAUAUUGAGAGAGAUCUCAAUAGGACGUUUCCGGACAAUAUCCGGUUCAAGCCGGAUGUGGCGUCCAUGGCGGACCUGCAAGCUGGUGCUGGGGUUGGUAGGCGGAACAACACGCCUGCCGAGCCGGAGGUGUCCAUGGUCAGGUCAUUGCGUCGCGUGCUUCAGGCUUUCGCGGUACACAAUCCUGGUAUCGGCUAUUGUCAAUCGCUCAAUUUCAUCGCUGGUCUGCUCCUGCUUUUCCUCGAUCAGGACGAAGAGAAGUCUUUCAUCUUGCUCGAGAUCAUUACUUCGAUCCACUUACCCGGUACGCAUGGCGUGGCGCUAGAAGGGGCGAACAUCGACAUCGCGGUCCUCAUGUCCUGCGUCAAAGACUCCUUGCCAGGCAUCUGGGCCAAGCUGGACGACAAAGGCGGCAUGCUCGGCUCUACCGAUCCAUCUGCGCAAGCCUUACGCUUACCAACAGUCAGCCUCGCCACAACAGCCUGGUUCAUGUCCCUCUUCGUCGGCACCCUGCCCAUCGAAUCCGUCCUCCGAGUCUGGGACUGCCUCUUCCUCGAAGGCAGCCGAACACUCUUCCGCAUCGCCCUCGCGAUCUUCAAAGCAGGCGAGCGACAAAUCCUAGCCGUCAGUGAUCCGAUGGAGAUUUUCCAGGUCGUGCAGACGAUUCCGAGGGGGAUGCUGGAUGUGAACGGUUUGAUGGAGGUGUGCUUUCGGAGGAGAGGGGGGUUUGGGCAUGUGAGUCAGGAGCUUAUUGAGAGAAGGAGGGCGGAGAGGAGGAAGGCUGUUAGGGCUGGGGUGGAGGAGGCUGGGAACAGGGAUAAAUACCGCUGGGGUGAGAUUGCUUCUAUCUUGCUUUGGAAGAAGUCGCCGUCGCUACUCCGACGAGACGACCGGUCAGCAAAUCACGAGGAGCCCGCAUAUGCCAAUCGUGCGCCCACCACUGUGGCGUCCGCUAGGGAUGUGAGUGGUAUCUUGAUCAAGAGAGACAAGGACUUUGACCUGCAGCGACGAUACCGGCAGUAUCAUGGAUGGCUGCACGGAAUUAAUGUCGACGCCCUGACUUGUGAAAGUAAAAAAGUAGCGAUUGUGCUCAGCCCAAACUUUGGCGGAAAGAAUGGUAUCUCAUUUGAGGCAGGAAUCCGCUUGAGGUAG
Messenger RNA from Recurvomyces mirabilis, 2571 nucleotides. RefSeq lists its product as uncharacterized. Bases 1 to 2571 code for a protein of 856 amino acids. The record is from RefSeq and is a predicted model, not a curated record. The transcript has 2 exons. NCBI's taxonomy places the organism in Eukaryota, Fungi, Ascomycota, Dothideomycetes, Mycosphaerellales, Teratosphaeriaceae.